CUCCAAUUAAAGAACUUCACGACAAGGUGAAGUCGUAGUUGGUUUUCGUGGACAACACACACAGUCUCUCUCUCUCUCUCUCUCUCUCUGGGUCGUAGUUUUUGGUGGACACGGCCUGAGAUCCCUCUCUCUCUCUCUCUAGAAAAGAGAAGAUUGUCGCGUUGCAGAGGCUUCGUGCUAGCGCUGGAAUUCGAAUUUUUCUGGCGCGAAAUCAAAAUGCUCCUUUUGUAUUUUGAUGGACAAUUCAAUUUCUGAGACGGCGAGGAGAAAGCAAUUCGUGUCGAAGCACGCAGAGGGAGCAGAGAUGGCGAUUUCGAACAAUACGAGAGGACUCAUUCUCGGGGUCCUCUCGAGUUCUUUUAUUGGGGCGAGCUUCAUAUUGAAGAAGAAAGGCCUCAAGCGUGCUGGUGCUUCUGGUACUCGCGCAGGAAUUGGAGGAUAUACUUACUUGUUAGAGCCACUCUGGUGGGCAGGCAUGGUGACAAUGAUUAUUGGGGAGGCCGCAAACUCCGUGGCUUAUGUUUUUGCUCCAGCUGUUCUAGUGACCCCAUUAGGUGCAUUGAGCAUAAUUAUCAGUGCGGUUUUGGCACACUUCAUGCUGAAGGAGCGACUGCAGAAACUAGGUGUUUUGGGAUGUGUAUCAUGUAUCGUUGGUUCAGUGGUGAUUGUAAUCCAUGCACCCCAGGAACGUACUCUAAAUUCUGUGCAAGAAAUCUGGACUCUGGCGACUCAACCUGCUUUCCUAUUUUAUUCAGUAGCUACAGUUACAACUGUAUUAGUUCUGGUGCUGCACUUUGAACCUCGUUAUGGGCAAACGAACAUAUUGAUCUACUUGGGAAUAUGUUCUCUAAUGGGUUCAUUGACGGUGGUAAGCAUAAAAGCCAUUGGAAUUGCAAUAAAGCUUACACUAGAAGGGAUGAGUCAGAUAGCAUGUCCUCAAACAUGGUUCUUUGUUGCAGUUGCAGUCAUCUGUGUCAUCACACAAUUAAAUUACCUUAACAAGGCAUUGGAUACUUUCGACACAGCAGUUGUUUCUCCAAUUUAUUAUGUAAUGUUCACAACACUUACAAUCAUUGCGAGUGCAAUAAUGUUUAAGGAUUGGUCAGGUCAGAAUGUAAGUAGUAUAGCUUCUGAACUAUGUGGAUUUAUUACUGUGCUUUCUGGGACGAUCAUACUGCAUUCAACUAGAGAACAAGAAGUAACUCCUGCAACAGGUACCUAUCUGGGUGGAAAUAUUUCAUGGUAUGUUCGCAGUGAUUCAACAAAGAGUGUAGAAAAUGACCAUUUCAUAGCCCUUCAGAGUUCAGACUACUACGAUUAGUGCAGUUCUUGAAAUUUUGGUUUGUGAAAUUAUGAUUCACUGUGGACUAAGCUGAUGCUUCAAGACAAGAUGAAUCCAUUGUGCGGACACCUCUUGGAAAGAGGGUUGGUUUAGAAUGAUCGCUGGCUUGCAUUCCUCUUGACAUAUUUUUGUGGAACCAAGACAAAGUUUGGGACGCCGAUGCCAAAAUGGUUCUUGAUCAUGAGAGGUCGUCAUAGGUACAAAUUGUGAUGGCCAAGUAUGCCUUCGUGGUAAUUUGCAUUUGCAGAUAUGGCCUUCAAUAGAUUGGAAUGGUGAGACAGGAAUCUUGUGAUGACCCAACUAAUGGGCGUGAGGUUUAGUUGUAUGAGUUGAUGAUUGUUCUCGUAUUUGUCCAUAUGAAAUCAGUGAUUUUAUUGAAUAUUUCUGUGGAAUAUGAUAUUUUUUUUAGAAUCUUUAAUUUUUUAUGUUUGACUA
Messenger RNA from Macadamia integrifolia, 1777 nucleotides. RefSeq names its product probable magnesium transporter NIPA6. Gene Ontology annotation, cellular component: membrane. The record is from RefSeq and is a predicted model, not a curated record. The coding region runs from base 236 to 1321 and encodes 361 amino acids. NCBI's taxonomy places the organism in Eukaryota, Viridiplantae, Streptophyta, Magnoliopsida, Proteales, Proteaceae. Gene Ontology annotation, biological process: magnesium ion transport. The transcript has 9 exons. Gene Ontology annotation, molecular function: magnesium ion transmembrane transporter activity.